AUGCUGCCCACCUCCUGCUAUACGGCAUCCACAUCUAUCCAAGAUAAUGAGCAACUGGUCAACACAUUGCUCGGAUGUCCGGAUUAUUUGCGUGGCAAUAAUCCGCUGGUUGGCAAUGCCGUCGGAGCUGUGAAUAUGAUGGAUGGAGGAGCAUUGGCAUGUGCUGGUUUCCCCUCGGCAUUCUAUUACCAGGGCAUGGAUAAUUUGCUGGCACUGCAGAACAAUAUCUGGACAUUGCCCAUCUCAUUCCUGCACAACAAUCAUCGACCGGAGAAGCCGCCCUUCUCCUACAUAGCCCUGAUUGCCAUGGCCAUCAGCAGUGCUCCCAGCCAGAGAUUAACGCUCAGCGGCAUCUACAAGUUCAUCAUGGAUAAGUUUCCGUAUUAUCGUGAAAAUAAACAGGGCUGGCAGAAUUCCAUUCGGCACAAUUUGUCGCUCAACGAUUGCUUUGUGAAGGUGGCGCGGGACAAGAAUACCAUUGAGGAUAAUGAUAGCGCUGGCAAGGGCAGCUAUUGGAUGCUGGACGCAUCCGCCACAGACAUGUUCGAGCAGGGCAACUAUCGCCGCCGUCGCACCAGGCGGAGGCACUGCAUCAGCAGCUCAACUCGCUACGACAGGGAAACGGGCAAGGAUUCCAUGGGUAGCAAUGAAGGCGAGCUAAGAUCCACCAGUGAAUCCCUGCCCGACUUUGAUAUAUUUUGCAGUGAUAAUGCAGCGGGAGCCGCUGCACUCCGGCCCAACUAUUCGGAUCGGAUUACGGAGCUGCAUCGUCAGUAUUUAUCGGUUUCCUUUGGUUUCAACAAUCUGUUCAACAACAAGCCACGUUUUGCCAGUGGAGAUGCCCCCACAGCUUCCAGUAGAGCAGACAGUCCCUGCUCCAGUCGAACAGCUCUAAGUGCUGCAGAAGAUCCACAUUCCCCGAGCGCUUUCAGUACGCCGCCACUCGCUGGAGUUGGGUCAGAGUCCGAGUUGAGCUCGGCUGCCGCUGGGACAUGCAACAGAUCAAAGCAAACAACGCUCUUCACAAUUGACAACAUAAUUGGGAAACAGUGA
Molecule: messenger RNA, 1053 nt
Organism: Drosophila grimshawi
Lineage: Eukaryota; Metazoa; Arthropoda; Insecta; Diptera; Drosophilidae
Gene: FoxL1
Product: fork head domain-containing protein FD2
Exons: 3
Coding region: 1-1053 (350 amino acids)
Biological process (GO): anatomical structure morphogenesis; cell differentiation; regulation of transcription by RNA polymerase II
Molecular function (GO): DNA-binding transcription factor activity, RNA polymerase II-specific; RNA polymerase II cis-regulatory region sequence-specific DNA binding
Source: RefSeq, a predicted model, not a curated record